Molecule: messenger RNA, 1269 nt
Organism: Cyphellophora europaea CBS 101466
Lineage: Eukaryota; Fungi; Ascomycota; Eurotiomycetes; Chaetothyriales; Cyphellophoraceae
Exons: 2
Coding region: 1-1269 (422 amino acids)
Biological process (GO): mRNA 3'-end processing
Cellular component (GO): RNA polymerase II, holoenzyme
Molecular function (GO): RNA polymerase II C-terminal domain binding
Source: RefSeq, a predicted model, not a curated record
AUGGCGUUCUCCGACGAUGCACUCAGAGCAAAGCUCUCGACCCUCAAUGAGACUCAGGAUAGCAUCGUCUCUGUCUCACAGUGGAUCACCUUUCAUAAACGACAUGCCGAUCGGAUUGCCAACCUGUGGUUGACCAGACUACGAGACUCAGCUCCUCCCAAACGGCUCAACUUCAUCUAUCUAUGCAACGACAUUGUCCAGAAUGCUCGGGCACGAAAGCGAACUGAGUUCCCAGACGCUUUUGCCCCACUCAUGCCGGAGGCUCUUCAAACUGCCUACAGGUCUUCCACACCAGAGAUUCAGGCUAAGAUCCGACGGGUGCUCGAGGUGUGGAAAACGCGUGUCACUUUCGAGGGCCCCAUCAUUGAGGCCAUCGAGGCCAGGCUAGAGGAGGUUGACAAGACUAAGGGGACCGGCAGCAGCGGAAAGAAAACGCUCAUGGGCAAGUCGCUGUUUGGAUCAUCAAGUGACAAGCCCAUGCCUAAGGAGCUCGAGACGCUUGGACCCUUGCAAACCGCUGUCACGAAGGCGACUAUCGACGCCCGACCCGCCAUAGACGCCGCUCAAAAGGAAUACACGAACCUCAAUGAUCCCGAAGCCGGCCUUCCUACGCCGCCAGUCUAUGCCGCCAGAUUGUCCGGCCUCAUGAAGCAGCUUUCUAACGCCGAGAGCGCAGUGGGCGCCAGUAUCAAAGCGCGACAAGCAUUGCUGACUGACCUGGAAAGAAUCCUCGAAAUCAACAAAUCGGCUCUUUCCAAGGAUGAAGAGACGUUCCUGGAGUUAGGCAGUCGCAAGACGAGCACUGAGGGCAAGAAGCGAGACGUGGAGGAUGCUAUCAUGAAGGGGCUUUCCUCAAACGAGGUCUCUCCAGCGGCUCCCGACCCCAACGGUGGGAGUGCGUCAGGAUUUGUCGAUGACCGGCCAGAAGUGGAAGAGCUCACGCCGGAGCCCGAGGAUCCUCUCGAGGAUGGCGGAGACUUCGGUUACUCGCCCACAGCUCCGACCAGCAACCCGGCCGUAGCAGCAGCUCUGUCAGGCUUUGGCGACACCGACUACACAGGGGUCAAACUGAGGAACGCCAGUAAUAGCAGUCUCAACGGACCGACUGCCAAGCGACGCAAGAUGAGCCAUGGCGAUGAUCAGGUUGUUCCUGAUCUUGGAGGCCUGGGGAUGGAGAACCUGGGCCGCGAGGGGGAGAGUUUGGGGAGUGCUCUAGGAGACCUUGAUGCCGACGUCAAUGAGCUGCUCGAACAGGCCAAGCAGGGAUAA